Ictalurus punctatus (channel catfish) is the source of this 8579-nucleotide messenger RNA. RefSeq names its product zinc finger protein 385C (gene znf385c). The transcript is spliced from 10 exons. The coding region runs from base 48 to 1724 and encodes 558 amino acids. NCBI's taxonomy places the organism in Eukaryota, Metazoa, Chordata, Actinopteri, Siluriformes, Ictaluridae. Gene Ontology annotation, cellular component: nucleus. Gene Ontology annotation, molecular function: zinc ion binding; nucleic acid binding. The record is from RefSeq and is a predicted model, not a curated record.
UAUCAGCGUCAUCUCGCUUCACGCUGUGAGAGGAACCGCAGCUGGGCAUGUUAGUGAUGUUGGGCUCGGUGCUGGAACACGCGGAGGAAAGAAACGUAACCGGGAUGAAGCAUUUCUACAGCGCUGUCGAAGGACUCGAAGCUUUGACUGAAGAAACCAGACCCGAUACCGUACCUUCGGACGAGGCCGAUUUUACGAGGCACAAAGCCCCGCCCCUAAACACCCAUCCGAAACAGGAGCGUAAACAGAGGUGGUACGCAGUCUGCGAAGUGUGUAACAUCCAGCUGAACUCGGCCGCACAGGCGCAGAUACACUACAACGGGAAAACCCACCAGAAGAGACUGAAACACAUGAACAGCGGAAACAAAGGUCCGGCGGCUCAGGGCAGCCCCCUGCUGGCUGCGUUACCCGUACAGACUCGGCCACUUCAGACGCCUCUGGAGCUCAAGAACUUUCUGCCCUUCAGACUCAACGGCUCCAAUCCGCUCAGCCUCUUUCCCAACUUCAAUACGAUGGACCCGGUCCAGAAGGCUGUUAUUAACCACACCUUCGGGGUUCCUCAGAAGAAGAAGCAGGUGAUCUCCUGCAACAUCUGCCACCUUCGCUUCAACUCCACGAAUCAGGCCGAAGCGCAUUAUAAAGGUCAUAAGCACGCUCGUAAACUGAAGGCUUUGGAGGCUCAGAAGAACAAGCAGCACAGACGGCAGCUCGACGGCACACACGGCAGCCGAGACAGAGAGAAAGACAGAGACAGAGGGAGGAUGAUUGCACCUGAUCCUCCCCCUGCUGUCCCGGAUUCCUGUGCAGUGGAAGCAUCCACUCUUCAGUGUGACUCUGACUCGGUGGUGAAGCUGAGCGAGGUUCAGGUCAGAUCAGUGGUUCUGACUCCGGUAUCUGAGGUGUCGUGCGCAGAUGUGGCCGUCUCCUCUCCUCCCUCGCAGCACUCAGACAGCCUGCAGGACGCCGCUGGUCCCAGCGAGACAGGCACCGAGCAGGACAGCCUGGCUAAAGAGGCCCCGAGGGAGAAAGACCCCAGGAGGAGCAAGCAUCACCUGCACUGUCCUGUCUGCAAAGUGACAGUCAACUCAGUCACUCAGCUGGAGGCCCACAACAGCGGUAUCAAGCACAAACUGAUGCUGGAGGGACAGAGCGUGUUGCCACGGCGACGGGGGAAGGCGCUGUCCUCCCGUGCCGCGUGUAAAAGCAAGCGACUGGCCAACAAGGGCAGCCUGGGCGUGAGCAACAAGAGCUUCCAUUGCGAAGUGUGUGAGAUCCACGUCAACUCGGAGACCCAGCUCAACCAGCACAUGAACAGUCGCAGACAUAAAGACAGAUUGGCCGGAAAGCCGCCCAAACCCAAAUUCAGCCCUCACAGCAAGACUCAACCAUACUCAGCGGUGUUGCAGAGUGUCAGGUGGAAUGGUUAUGCAGGAGGAGCCGUGUCAGCCAUGAAAAAAGUCUUCAGCCAGUACAGUCUCGCUUCUCUCUCUUCACAGACCAAACUGGCCCUCCAGAAGCAGCUGACUAAAAAUUUCACCACCAGUUUCCUGUCCGCUCCGAUAACUCCGCCCACACUUUGCACGAUGGCAGCCAAUCCACUCGCUCUCCGACACCCUGCCGGUGCCGCCUUCAUUCCUGCUCCGAUCUUAGGCCCCACCCUCUUUCGGCCUGCGCCGGGACCACUGCGGGCCACACACACACCGAUUCUAUUCUCACCUUAUUAAAGUAUGCAUAAACAGACACACAUACACAUACACACACGGUUAUGGUACAGGAAUGAUUUAGCGAUGCGGUUUACUUUCACACACAGUACGCACACAGUAUGGUCUUAAAAACGUCAAAACUGAUACACACACUCCAGUUUUUCUGCACUCUCCUCUAGGACUGUGGCCCUCACAAGAGGAUCACUCUUGAACUAUGCAGCACAGAAAGGUAGAAAGCAAAGACAGUGAUAGAUGAUUCGAGAGAAAACAUGGAAGCAAGAGGAGACGCACGCGCGCACACCCCCAGGCUGGGGGAGGGCCCUAGAGACCUCAUUGACCCGCCCACCUCGGUCUAUUACUUCAAAUAGAGGUUGACUGAUAGGUCACGCCUCCAGGGAAAUGCGUGGAGCCUCGUAUAGUUGACUGGGACCUCUUAUAGUUUUAUAAGACAUUAACCAUAGGAGUUUACUGUGUAAUUUAUUAGAAGUACAACAGCAUUAGCGAAAUAGAGCACAUUUCUUAGUGAGACAAAUGCAAACAUCCCUUUACUCGAGGCUUCUUCUUUUUUUUAUCUAUGUUUAUGCCUUUUGAUUUGACGUUUCAUUCCUUUUUUUUUUUUUUUUUCACCAACACAAACAAACAUGUUAUUGCUCCCCUGGAAACCAUAAGAGCUGUCGCUUUGCAUUGUGGGUAAUCAUCAUGGAAUCAUCAGUGAGUACAUGUGCAGUGCAUUGAGAUGACAAUUUGCAGGCAAAUCAGCGCUCGAUUGCUAACACACACACAGACACGCACACACACUCGCACACAAUCAGUGUUCCAAUCUUUUCUGCAUAGAUUAGAUGAUUUUGAGUAAGACGGAUACACACACACACACACACACACACACACACACACACGGAUGAUUAUAACAGUCUCACAUUUCGGCCCUGCAUGUUGGUAUAUUUUGCUCUCAGUGUUAUCUCAUUAAGAUCUCACAAAGGUCAUCCUGCCAGUCAAAAUCCAUCUCAUAUCACCCGAUUACAAUUUCAGUUCUCGUCAUGUUAUUUGAGCGUGUGUAUGAGUAUGUGUAUGAGCACGCGUGACGCAUAUCAGCCUCAUUGUCUCAUAGACACUGCAGCUCAUCUCUGUCAUACAGCAGCGCUCUCUGCUGUACAAGGAGCAGCACUGUAUUAUUUUUUUUCCUGCCAGUUGAGACUUUCUAACGGAAUACUCCAGCGGUUUUAAUUUUAAUCUUUAUCUACCACAUGUAGAACUUGUGUGUAUGUAUACGUAUCACUGACAAGAAUUUCGAUGAAUAGAAAGCCUGUUUACACGUACCUCACUUAUAAUGGAAGUCUCUGUAUGGAUAUAGACUGUUCUUCUGUCUGAUCACCUUUAUCCAAUAAUGAAACAAUUCUAUUCCUGAUGGGUGUGGUCUCUGUAUCAGGAUGACCCCGCCCACAACUACAAGGCACAAGGACUCACUGAAUAGAUUGACGAGGAUGAAAAACACGUGCUAUGGCCUUCAUAGUCAGCAGAUCUUAAUCUAAUUGAACAGAAUAUGGGAGAUUUUGGACCGACAUAUUCGACAGUGUUCUCCCUAUAAAAAAACAACGGAGGGAAUAUCUUUUCAGUCCGUACAGGAUUUCGCAGAGGUUUUUUUGUGAUUGUUGUGGCCAAAAAUGCUUGAUUUUUUUUCAAAAUUUUUGCGAGUUUUUUUUUUGCAGAGAACUCAUCGGAUUGGAAAAAUCACAAGCGCACGAAAUUGUUCCGCACGCUCUCUCACAGUGAUGUUUGUCUGUUUGUAGACGAGACCUUUCAGCUGUACUCAUGUUCAACGUACGUGAAUGCGUGUUGUGAUGACGUCACAUGACGCGUCUUGGCCCAAAACUAGGAAACAAAUCUGUGGUAAUUUCGAAAAAUUGCAAGCUCCACCGAAUUCUGUGGAGUUUGCUGGAUUUUGAGCACGUUCACCUCACACCUCCAGCGUCUGGGGUUCAAACCAUGUGUGUGCCAAGUUUGCAUGUUCUCCCCGUGCUGUGGGUACUCCGGUUUCCUCCCCCAGUCCAAAGACAUGCAUGGUAGGCUGAUUGGCGUGUCUAAAGUGUCCGUAGUGGAUGAAUGGGUCUGUGAGUGUGUUUGUGAUUGUGCCCUGCGAUGGAUUGGCACCCUGUCCAGGGUGUACCUCGACUUGUGCCUGAUGCUCCCUGGGAUAGACUCCAGGUUCCCCCGCGACCCUGAAGAAGGAUAAAGCGGUAGAAGAUGGAUGGAUGGACUUUCAUGAAUUCUUGAAAGUCUGAUUUGUGGACGUCUUAGUGCUGUUGAAUUCCAUGCAGCAGUGUUUAAAAUACUAUCUAACCCUAAUUCAAAACAGUAAUUGUUACAUUCCAGCACAGAAAAGGUCUUGAGAAAGUGCUUUCUGUUCUUUUCUGUAUUUUUAUUCAUCUUUCAACAUAGAACCAAUACAGCGAAAAGUGAUUCUGGAUAAAACCCUUUCCCAAAGGUUUUGGGAUGAUCCAUAUGUGAGUUUUAGAGCUUAAUUUACAAGUUUCUACAAAAAAGAAAAAAGAUAUGAAUUAUGCUUAAAGCUUUUUCAUCAAAAAAAAAAAAAGGAACAUGGUGGAAUAAAAAAAAAAAGAAAACACCUUCCCUUUAGACUUCCGUUAGAAGUGAGUUUGGAGUAAACGGGUUUUCUUGUCCUUUUCUCAGUACAUGAAAACAUGCUGAAAUUCAUAUCGGUGAUCAUCACACAUAUUUACAUGAGAUUAAGAUUUAAGCUGAAAACUGCUGGCGUCUAACUGUGGAUCUGCAGUGACGUGCCGCCGUUCAGUCUGUUACACUCAGUACAUUCAUUUCCCUGUUUCUUUGUUUGUUUUUUUCCAUGUUCUGAAAUAUUAAGAUAUUUUAUAAAGUCUUUAAGAAGAUUACUUUAAGAAAAAAAAAAAAAGUUGUCUAUAUUAGGUUGUAUGUAGAUUUAUAAAUAUGUAGAGAGUAUGUAGAAACUUUAUCAGAGUCAUUAUCGUCGAGUCAUUAUUGCUAUGAUAAGAACAAUUUCUAUCUGAAGGGUCUUCUAUCGUUCGCCAAGAUUACGAAAUAAGAACAUAUGCCAAGAAUGAGUUAGUAUAUUUACCUACUUUUUAUGAUUUAAUAUAUUGAAAAAAAAUAUCAGUUUGGGAGGAAAUCAAGGUGUGUGUGUGUGUGUGUGUGUGUGUGUGUGUGUGAGAGAGAGAGAGAUUAUGCAAAGAGAAAAAAAACAGCAUAAUUAAAUGAUUUGUCUUAUCACAUUUGGGACAUUUCAGCUUCAAAGCCUACAGUGACGGGCGAGACUCAGGGCUCCUGUUUCAGCUCCAUCAGAGGAGAAGUUAAACAAAGUAAAGCAUCAGCCAUACUGUAAUCCAACCCGGAGCAGAGCAAGCGUAGGGCGUGGGUCAGGAUGUGGGUCAAAGACGAAAAAGGGUUUACAACAUCAUCCAGUUUAACAGCAGUGCUGGAGAGUAAGAUAAAACACGCUCUCGAUUAAUGAAAUGUUAACGUUUUGAUUUAAAAAAAAAAAAAAGAAGAAGAAAGACACAAUUGAAGUAGAAGCUACUUAAUAUGUUAAUAAGUGUUUUUGAUAGAAAGCUAUAGCGGUAACGUUGAGAUUAACAAAAAGAAUGGUGUAUAAAAUGUACAGUGUGUUAUUUGUACAUUGAGUAAAAAAUACAGCUAAAGUCUUUUUAAUUGUCUGUUUUAUUGACCGGAAUUUUAACCUGCUGAAUUUCUGCUAAUCAGUCCAUCGAGGAUUUGGUAGAGUUUCCUUUUGUGAUCGUUGCGGCCAAAAAAGCUUGAUUUUGCUGCGGCUUUUUUUUUUUAAAAAAAUUGCGAUGCAGGAAGAUUUUUGCGCUUUGAGCGGAAAACUACUCGAACUGGCGAAAUCGCAGUUGCACGAAAUUGUCUUUCGCAGUGAUGUCUGUUGGUAAAUGAGCUCGUUUAGCUGUACUCAUGUUCAAAGCGCGUGAAUCGAAGCGGGCUUUGGAUAAAUGCGCGUCGUGAUGACGUCACGUGACGCGUCUCGGCCCAGAAACAGGAAAAUCUGCAUUGAUUUUUUUUAAAUUGCAAGCUAUUCUGAAUACAGCGGAGUCAUUUCUGCGAUCGCAAAAUCACGAACACCUCGAGGGACUCAAAAUUUUAAAAAUUUUUUAAAAUCGUAUUUAUUUUUUUAAAUAAAGUAAUCCAGUGACCCAGGAAGCCUCCCGAUGUGUCGUACGAAGAAAUGACAUUCACUUUGUGUUUGUUGAGAACCCUUUUUGUCUUUGAUCCAUCUACAGACUACGACCUUUCCUGAAAUUUCAGAAAUCUCUCUCUCGGUCUCUCUGUAUGUGUGUGUAUAUGCACAUGUGUGCUUGUAUGUAGAUGAUAUCGGUUAUCAUCACACACACAUAAAGGGCCCUGGAUAUCUAUCUAUCUGUUCUGCUUGUUCUCUCCUUCAGUAAUGUGAAAUAUGUUGAGCAAUAACACUGUUUGGAGCUGCAAUAGCCAUAAUCAGAGUGUGAUACACAUUUCCUUUUAUAUAAAAUGGAAAUUUAGCCAUGAUUUUUUACCUUUCUCUGUGACACUGGCCAUCUUGCUGUCUGUCUUUGUGUCCUCCUUCCUCUUGGGUAGUGUUGACUUAAUGCCAAUGAAAAGGUCUGUGACAUUUUCUCGUUGUUUUUUUUUUUUUCCCAUGCACUCUGGAUGAGAUUGAAUCUGUGUAAUGGUACGUCUUGUAGGACAGAAGGCAGCCAUGGAAACAUCAGUUGCCAGCGGUGACAAGACAGCAAAUUUGCUGCAGUGCUUUUAAAAGUGACUUCAGUAGUCCUAUUUUGCUUUGGUGGAAGCGCAAUAAGAGGGGAAGGUCUCACUCCAUUCGCAUGCAUUCUCAUACGGUAAAGGAAUACUCUAGUGUUUUACAGACUAAUCUCUAUCUACUCAAUCUGUACUUUACGUGGGAUUACCACAGACAAGACGAUAUUUAGAAACCCUGUUUAUUCAGACUGACUUGCAACGAACGUCUAAGGGCAGACAGUGGAUGUUUAAAAUACUGCUAUAUAAUGUACAGCUAAAAUGGCAAUAAAGGUCUUAGGAUAACAUGAAAGAAAGUCUUACCAAAGCUGGUAGUUAUGGAGUAUUGUCAAGCAAUACGGUCUACUAGGGGUGCAACAAAUCACUAUCUCGAAUCUGUUUAUCUGCGACUGUAUUCGGAUUUAAACCCCAGGUAGGCGUGGCCUUUUUCUUUAUUUUUAGUUUUUUAUUUAAUUAUGAACCGUAACACUAUGCCCCUGGAAACACUAGAAAACACUGGGUAGAAAUGGUUGCACUUUGGAUUCUGGCUCUGACAGUUCCUCAACCUCAGCUACAUCACUCAAGUUCAUAACUGGUCUCAACUAGAGAUGUGAGCAGGACUGUUUUUUUGUUUGUUUGUUUGUUUGUUUGUUUGUUUUAAUCCUGCUUAUUUUUGCUUAUACCUGCUCUCGCAAUUUUCGAACAACUUUCGUCUGUUCUGUUUCCCCGAAUAGAAAUAAAUUAGUAGUCUACUUUGAACCAUAACCGUAACCCUUACUGAGGAUGUAUAAAUGAAUAAAUGCUAUGAAUUGAUGAAUCAGCGCAGUACUUUUAUGUUAAUGAACAUGGUGUUUGUUAGUGCCACGAGCUCCAUAUCUGACUGCUUGUAAAAAUAAUAAUAAUAAUAAUAAUGUUUUUAAAAAGUAACCCCCCUACCCCUACCCUUUGGGUGACUUUUUUGUUGGGUUCCACGGGAUCCCCAUACCUCUAAUCUCAACCAGAUACCCUAUGAACCUUUCUGACAAGCUUUCUAAAAAAAAAACAAAAAAAACAAAUAGAAUAAAAAAAUUAGCUCACCUAUAGUGUAUCUCUUAUUCGUAUAUGUGUUUGUUCAGAACAUAUGAUCUGUUUAUUAUUAAUAAUGUUCUUGCAUUCAGGUAUUCAGCUAUACAUCUCCAGUGUCUCUGUGCAGUUAGACACACACAACCACACACAAGCGCAAGUUAUUCCUUCAAAAAAAAAAAAAUCUCAGAAAUGACCAGUUAUACCGAUUUAGAGCUUCGUUUCUAAACAACUGUAAAGAUUUUACAACUGCCCCAACUAAUUGCCGUUAGACUUUCAUUAGAUUAAACAGGUUUCUGUCAUCGUCAUUAUGUCGUACAUAGCCUACGGUACACACGUGACAAAAGAAUGAAAGAAUAAAACACUGGAGUAUUCCUUUAGGCAGCUUCUAAGGAAUCUAAGGACGGUCUGAGUGAAUUCUCUUCCCAAACGCACACACUCCUUCUCGCCACAAUGACACAUAUUCAUUAAUAAGCUUCUGUUCGGAUGUGUUUUUAAUACUACAUUUAUCAUAACUGUUCAAACAUUCAAGUGUGCAGCUACAUUCACAAACCACAAAUCAUAAGCACAGGGUCCUAAAGCACAAACGAACACGUCGUGUCCCGCGCACAUUCCUCCGCGUAAGCAUUUCAUCAGGACCGAGAACCGAGCAGUGAGUGUACGGUAUGUCGUGUGUCUCUCUGUCUCGCUGUCUGUAUGCCAACAGUGCUGUUCAUAAAUCUGAUUUUUUUUUUUUUUAUUUAUCUCUAAGACAUGAGAAGAUGAGCUGAAUUUCUUCUUAAAAGGGACAUGGCCAGUAUCUGUGAACGGAAAUAUAGUUGUCCAUUGUGUUUUUGACCCAGUAACAAAAAAAACAACAACAAAAGAAGCUGAACAUUUUCUGAACAGGUUCUGAUUCUUGUCUUUUUAUUUGAUUUGCUGGUUUUUUUUUUUGUUUGUUUGUUUGUUUGUUUCUGUACAGAGCAUGAGUGAGAGUGAGUGAAAAUGAGAGAGUGAAAGAGAGAGAGAGAAAAUAAAUCAAUUGGAUCUUCCUUA